AUGUCUUCUUCUUCUUCCUGUUAUGAAGUGGACGAGUGCAGAGGCGUUCUUCGGGUGUACAGUGACGGUUCAAUAAUCCGGUCCAACAAACCAAGCUUCAACAUCCCGGUUGACGACGACGGUUCAGUUAUUUGGAAAGACGUUGAAUUCGACGCGAAACACGGACUUUAUCUCCGUAUAUACAAGCCGGCUAAUAAUAAUAAUAAGCUCCCCAUCUUUUACUACAUUCACGGCGGCGGGUUCUGCAUCGGGUCUCGAACUUGGCCCAACUGCCAAAACUACUGUUUCCGUCUGGCUUUAGAACUCCAAGCCGUGGUAAUAUCGCCGGACUAUCGGCUGGCUCCCGAGAACCGGCUGCCUGCAGCCAUUGAAGAUGGGUUCCAGUCCGUGAAGUGGCUCCAAGAUGAAGCGAGGUCGGAAAAUCCGGAUGGUUGGUUGCAUGAGGUGGCGGAUUUUGGGAGGGUGUUUAUAUCGGGAGACUCGGCUGGGGGAAAUAUAGCUCAUAAUCUAGCGGUUGGACUUGGUUCGGGUUCGGUUAAGAUGGAUCCGGUUCGGGUAAGGGGAUAUGUAUUGUUGGCUCCUUUCUUUGGAGGAAGCGUAUUGAUGAGGUCUGAAGUGGAGGGUUCUAAAGAUGCUUUCUUGAAUUGGGAACUCAUUGAUAGGUUUUGGAGGCUUUCAAUACCGAAAGAAGGGAGCAUGGACCACCCAUUGGUGAAUCCAUUUGGAGGCAAAGACAAAGACAAUGACAAUGAGCUUCUAGCAGCACAAGAGCUUGAUCCGAUACUGGUCGUGGUCGGAGGGUCUGAUCUCCUUAGGGACAGGGCAAAGAAUUACGCUGAGAGGCUCAAAGGGUGGGGAAAGAGAGUCGAAUAUGUCGAGUUUGAAGUUCAACAACAUGGUUUUUUCACCAUUAACCCUAACUGUCAAGCUGCAAAACAUCUCAUGCUCAUCAUCAAAAACUUCCUCACUCAAAAUUCUCUCCCUUUAUCUUACUAA
Messenger RNA from Impatiens glandulifera, 996 nucleotides. Its product is annotated as probable carboxylesterase 15. The coding region runs from base 1 to 996 and encodes 331 amino acids. The transcript is spliced from 2 exons. The record is from RefSeq and is a predicted model, not a curated record. Gene Ontology annotation, molecular function: hydrolase activity. NCBI's taxonomy places the organism in Eukaryota, Viridiplantae, Streptophyta, Magnoliopsida, Ericales, Balsaminaceae.